UCGGCAGUAGCGCGCCGGAGGCUCCCCCUUGGCUGGUACGGUACCUGCUGCUUUAGCUUCUCGGGUGGGUUGAGUGCCGGCGUACUCGUAGCUCGGGCCCGCCUUCUGUGGGGGGCGGACGUGAAUCACCCGCGCUAGCAGAGCUUAGGCAAGGCGGGUGGCGGAAGCAGCCGCCGGAGAGCGAGCGAGCGAGCGCCGGGCUCCCCCCCCCCUCUUGUUCUUUCCUGCCGCUGAAAUCUGGAAGUGGAGCUUGGGGAGGGAGGCAGAAGCGGCCUUUCCUCGCUUGGGAGAAGACGCCCGACCCACGCCCCUAGGCAGGCAGCUAGAGAGACGGUCCUCGCUCGGGUUUCCGUCCCCCUCGCCCCUCCCAGCGCGUGGCUGAUGUGCACGAAGAUGGAGCAGCCUUUCUAUCCUGACUCCUUUCUCUCCGGCUACGGGCAGGACUACAAGACGCUGAAGUCGGGCAUGGCUCUCAACUUGUCAGCCGAGCCUUUCCGCGGCCUGAAGUCCCAGCUCCCGCCUCACCUCCGCGGCCAAGAGGACGGCCCCGCCGGUUACUUCGCGGCCUCUCUCCAGCAGCAGCAGCAGCAGGCGGCCGAGAGCGCGAGCUCCUCGCUCAAGUUGGCCGCCCCGGAGCUGGAGCGCCUCAUCGUCCAGCACAGCCACGGCGUGAUCACCACCACUCCCACGCCGCCGGGCCAGUACUAUUACCCGCGCGGCGCCACGGAGGAGCAGGAGGGCUUCGCAGACGGCUUCGUCAAGGCGCUGGACGACCUGCACAAGAUGAACCACAUGCCGCCCCCCAACGUCUCCCUCGGGGCGGCGACGGCGGCCUCGGCCAGCGGUGGCUACGGCGGGGCUUCCCUGCCCCAGGAGCCGCCGCCCGUCUACACCAACCUGACCAGCUACAACCCCGCCGGCUCCCUGAGCGGCUCGGCCGGCUUCCCCAGCGCCAACCUCAGCUACCUGCCGCAGUCCCACGCCCUGGCCUUGUCGCACCCGAGCCGGAGCUUCAAAGAGGAGCCCCAGACGGUGCCGGAUGUGCAGAGCCCGCCCGUGUCGCCCAUUAACAUGGAAGACCAGGAGCGCAUCAAGGUGGAGAGGAAGCGGCUACGCAACCGUCUGGCCGCCACCAAGUGCCGGAAGAGGAAGCUGGAGCGCAUCGCUCGGCUGGAGGAGAAGGUGAAGACCUUGAAGAGCGAGAACGCGGGACUCUCCAACACGGCCAGCGCGCUCCGGGACCAGGUGGCGCAGCUGAAGCAGAAAGUCAUGAACCACGUGAACAACGGCUGCCAGCUCCUCAUGACGGCCAAGAUGCAGCAGUCGUUCUGAGGGGGACCCGGCCCAGAUACCC
Molecule: messenger RNA, 1354 nt
Organism: Gekko japonicus
Lineage: Eukaryota; Metazoa; Chordata; Lepidosauria; Squamata; Gekkonidae
Gene: JUNB
Product: jun B proto-oncogene
Exons: 1
Coding region: 382-1332 (316 amino acids)
Biological process (GO): regulation of cell cycle; regulation of cell population proliferation; regulation of transcription by RNA polymerase II
Cellular component (GO): transcription regulator complex
Molecular function (GO): RNA polymerase II cis-regulatory region sequence-specific DNA binding; transcription factor binding; DNA-binding transcription factor activity, RNA polymerase II-specific
Source: RefSeq, a predicted model, not a curated record